AUGGUCUACAAGGUCGCUGACAUCUCCCUCGCCGCCUUUGGCCGCAAAGAGAUUGAGAUUGCAGAGAAUGAGAUGCCUGGUCUCAUGUACAUUCGCAAAAAAUAUCAAGCGCAACAGCCAUUGAAGGGCGCCCGCAUCGCUGGCUGCCUUCACAUGACCAUUCAGACUGCCGUCCUUAUCGAGACGUUGACCUGCCUCGGUGCUGAAGUCAGCUGGUCCUCCUGCAACAUCUUCUCGACUCAGGACCACGCUGCCGCCGCUAUUGCCGCGACCGGUGUUCCCGUCUUUGCCUGGAAGGGUGAGACCGAGGAAGAGUACACCUGGUGCAUCGAGCAGACUCUGGCUGCCUUCCCCAAUGGACAGCCACUCAACAUGAUCCUCGACGACGGAGGUGACCUUACUACCCUCGUCCACGAAAAGUACCCCCAGUACCUCGCCGACAUCCGUGGUGUCUCUGAGGAGACUACGACCGGUGUCCACCACCUCUACAAGGCAUUCCGUGAGGGCAAGCUCAAGAUCCCCGCCAUCAACGUCAACGACUCGGUCACCAAGUCCAAGUUUGAUAACUACUAUGGCUGCCGCGAGUCGCUCGUCGACGGUAUCAAGCGUGCGACGGAUGUCAUGCUUGCCGGAAAGGUUGCCGUCGUUGCUGGCUUUGGUGAUGUCGGCAAGGGGUGCGCCGAGUCCCUUCGCUCGUAUGGUGCUCGUGUGUUGAUCACUGAGAUCGACCCCAUCAACGCCUUGCAGGCUGCCAUGGCCGGCUACGAGGUUACGACCAUGGAGGACGCCGCCCCGCGUUCCAACAUUUUCGUCACCACGACGGGUAACCGCGAUAUCAUCACCGGUGCUCAUUUCCCUGUGAUGCCCGAGGAUGCCAUUGUGUGCAACAUUGGCCACUUUGACAUCGAGGUCGACGUUGCCUGGCUCAAGGCAAACGCCAAAUCGGUGACUAAUGUCAAGCCACAGGUCGAUCGCUUCACCAUGCCAAGCGGACGCCACAUUAUUCUCCUCGCCGAGGGUCGUCUCGUCAACCUCGGAUGCGCGACCGGACACCCGUCCUUUGUCAUGUCGUGCUCUUUUGCCAACCAGGUCUUGGCUCAGAUUGCUCUCUGGACCAACCCCAAGGCAUUCCCUCUUGGUGUGCAUAUGCUCCCCAAGGAACUCGACGAAGAGGUCGCUCGCGCGCACUUGGCUCAGCUCAACGUCAAGCUCACGACGCUCACGGAGACGCAGAGCAAGUACCUCGACAUCCCCGUCAAUGGCCCGUACAAGGCCUCACACUACCGCUACUAA
Molecule: messenger RNA, 1293 nt
Organism: Serendipita indica DSM 11827
Lineage: Eukaryota; Fungi; Basidiomycota; Agaricomycetes; Sebacinales; Serendipitaceae
Source: the annotation of a GenBank genome assembly